Peronospora farinosa is the source of this 2391-nucleotide messenger RNA. The record is from the annotation of a GenBank genome assembly. Lineage: Eukaryota; Oomycota; Peronosporomycetes; Peronosporales; Peronosporaceae.
AUGAAGGCGUUGCGAGCCGCUGUUUCUGGCUCGCGCGUGCGCUACAUGCAAGACGGAUUCGAUCUUGAUCUCACUUACAUAACACCUAAACUUAUUGCCAUGGGAUACCCAGCUUCAGGUGUUGAAAAAACAUAUCGAAAUGAUAUUAACGAAGUCUCUACGUUUCUUAAUUCCCGACAUCCAAAUGCUUAUCGUGUUUACAAUUUAAGUGAACGGAAUUACGACUACAAUAAGUUUGAAGGACGUGUGAGUGAAUGUGGUUUUCCAGAUCAUCAUCCACCCCCUUUGCAACUAUUACUUGAUAUUAUGAACGAUAUGAUCCAAUGGGUCGCUAAAAGUCCCAAACAUGUCGUGGUUGUCCAUUGUUUGGCAGGAUACUAUGGUAGUGUCUUUAAGUUACGUAAAGAACGAGAACUUCGAGAGCUUGCAAACUCGAGUAUUCGAGAUUUCUGGAACGCCAGAGGACAGGGGGUCCGAUUUCCAAGUCAAGCUUUGUAUAUUUAUUACUUCAUUAAAGUUCUUAGAAGAUUGGGUUACAUGCCGGCACAGAUUCCACCUUUGUCACCAGCCAAGAAGAUGCUGCUUAGAAGUAUCAUGCUCAAUGGGGUGCCGGAUUUUGAAGCUUCACCGAGCGGAGGAUGCACCCCCUUUUUACAGGUCUUACCGGCUCCGUCACAACACUAUCAACCACAUUUGUUGUAUAACAGCUCGUGGCAAAAACCUACAUUUGAAACGUACUUGGCGGACCCGCAAGGGUCGAUUCUCUUUGAGGUAAAUGUCGAGGUGCAGGGUGAUGUGGUGGUGAGAUGCUUCCACGCUAACACAACAAACAUUUUGGGCACACACAUGGUCAAGAUGUUUCAUUUCACAUUCAACACUGAUUUCUUCCACAACUACAGCACCAUGUAUCGACUGCCGAAGGUCGAAGUGGAUGAAGCUGCUGGCAAUCGACGAUUCCCGAAUAAUUUUCAGGUAGUUUGUCACGUGGAAAUGUUGGACCCGGAUGGAAAUCCAUUCCCAAAAUCGUCGUCAUCAUCGUCCAUGGUGGAGCCAGAAAGUAUCAGCAACACCUGUGCCGAUAAAGUGGAGCAAGCGAGGACUGUGCGUCCACCGCCAGCGCCACAACCAUGCGAAAAGAUAGUGCCGUCUUACCAGGCUUGUAACGAGCGACAACCGCAGACGUCUUGGCGGCUCGAGGAACUAACACCUACCAUGCAAGGUUGGUUGUAUAAGCAAGGUGGCUUCGUUAAGAACUGGAAGAAACGAUGGUUUGUUGCGCGGGAGGGGAAAAUGAUGUAUUAUCACGGCAUCUCGGACGCUACGCCUCUUGGCGUCGUGAAUUUGCGGCGCGUGACUGUACAGAAUUGUGAACCCCAUGAAGUGAACGCACGAAACAAGUGUCUCCACUUUUUCAAAGUGGUCCCUCCAAGUGCUGGCCAGCGCAUAUACUUGUUCGGCGCCGAAUCUGAGCAGGAUCUCGUGGCUUGGAUAAAUGUGAUCGGUUCUCAGUCUGCUUACGGCAUCGUAAAUGGCUUGUUUCCACGACGACCUUCCGUGCCACACAACAAUACCUUUGUUACUCGCGCGUCAUAUCAGCAGGUGCACCAGACGCAAAGUCGUGGAGCGGAGCGAAAUUGUUGCCUCAGCAAUGACGAAAGCCGUUGGAGCGACACAAGGCCCGCGCAUGGCACUGUACGCAAUGUGUCGUCUGCGAAACUUAACGCCACAGAACUGUCGUUCCACCUCCCACAUAGCGAGGACACCUUUCAGCCUGAACUAUCAGAAGCUGCUACUUCAAGCUCGAGCAAUUGUGAAGAUCGUGACAGCAUACCGAGUACAAAUUCUGGAACCGCCGAGCGUGCGACGGAUUCGCGUUCACUGUCGUUCACGGACUACAACGACAACGAGGAAGACCGAUUAUCAUCGACCUCAGUUUCUGCUAUGCCUCGAUGUGUGCUAGCUGAACCCGUUGCUGAUCUGAUGAAUACACUUUCGGCGCGAGAGCGGGCUUUGCUUCUUGAAGAAGUUAAUGGGGUUGAGACAGGUAUUUACAUUUAUUCGGCGGACGAGUUACAGGAGGCUGCACGGCUGCAGACAUACAUGCGCGAGACACGAGGUGCAAGUUCUCACACUGGUGCAGAUCCCGACCCGGAUCCAGCACUCUCAGCCGCUUGUGGGCUCACGGCUUCGCCUCCAGGCACACUAUGUCGCCAGCUGCAUCGCUAUGUGGUGCAGAAACACAUGGGAGACGCUGAGCAGUUGCUUACCGAGCUUGUACAUACCAAAUUUCCGGGGCUCAUCGAUGCCAUGGACCACGACCCCCUGGCAUUUACUCAGCUGAUCGUCAGUGGAGACAUUACGGUAGACUGCAAGAGCAAAACGGCGCGGUAG